AUGAUGUUUGUUUUAGCCGACUCCUCUACUGACGAAGCCGCCAUAAUACUCCGUGCAGAUAUCCUGUAUAAUGAGCGGCGUCAGCGCAUGUCUGUGUUUAUUAGGAACCUUGAACAUGUGGACGAAAAAUUGAAACAUGCGGUCAGGUGUAUGCUUUACACGGCAGACGGUCGCAGAAUGGGCAAACAUACUAAGUGCAAAAAGGGUUUCAAUCCAUAUUUCAACGAAGAGUUCAAAUUCAGGAACCUCGUGCGAUCGGAUAUUCGCGGAGGUCACUUAGUGUUCUCAGUAGUGCAAAAGCACAAAAAGAACGUUGUCGGCGUGGGAAUCAUUCCAGGCUGCAGAAUCAACCUUGACCGUGACGAAGCUCAUAAUAUUCCCAUCUGCUCAAAGAUUCCAAAUCAAUUCGUGUACAAUAUGGAGGAUAUCACAAGGGAACCGGAGAGUCUCAUUCGCAUACUUUAUCCCAAAUCAAGUGACCACAUUGAGGUUUAUCAAUAA
Messenger RNA from Hydatigera taeniaeformis, 501 nucleotides. The record is from the annotation of a GenBank genome assembly. NCBI's taxonomy places the organism in Eukaryota, Metazoa, Platyhelminthes, Cestoda, Cyclophyllidea, Taeniidae.